AUGGAGAGCACGUUCAAGGGGAUACGCGGCAGCGACGCGCCGUGCGUGCUGGACAUGGACGACGCGGCCACCGUGGCCGGCGGCGUCGAGGACACCUACGGCGAGGACCGCGCCACCGAGGAGCAGCUCGUCACGCCCUGGACCGUCUCCGUCGCCAGUGGUUACAAUUUGCUGAGGGAUCCCCGUUACAACAAGGGACUUGCGUUCACAGAGUGGGAGCGUGAGACGCACUACCUCCGUGGCCUUCUGCCACCAGCUAUUGUAUCCCAGGAGCUUCAGGAGAGAAAGAUCAUGAAUAAUAUCCGACAAUACCAGUUGCCUUUGCAGCGCUACAUGGCCCUCAUGGACCUUCAGGAAGGGAAUGAGAGGCUUUUCUACAAGCUGCUCAUCGACAAUGUCGAGGAGUUACUUCCAAUCGUGUACACACCAACGGUUGGCGAGGCCUGCCAAAAGUACGGAUCCAUAUUUAGUCGCCCUCAGGGUCUUUAUAUCAGUUUGAAGGAGAAGGGAAAGAUCCUUGAGGUGCUGAAGAACUGGCCAGAGAGGAGCAUUCAAGUUAUAGUUGUUACUGAUGGUGAACGGAUUUUGGGGCUUGGAGACCUCGGAUGCCAGGGAAUGGGGAUUCCUGUUGGUAAACUUUCUCUUUACACUGCCCUGGGAGGAGUUCGUCCAUCUGCUUGCUUGCCAAUCACAUUGGAUGUCGGUACAAAUAAUGAGGAGCUGCUUAAUGACGAAUUUUACAUUGGCUUGAGACAAAGAAGAGCCACAGGCCAGGAGUAUACUGAUUUUCUGCAUGAAUUUAUGAGUGCUGUGAAGCAAAACUAUGGGGAGAAAGUGCUCAUUCAGUUUGAGGAUUUUGCCAACCAUAAUGCUUUUGAUCUCCUUGCAAGAUACGGCACCACUCACCUUGUAUUCAAUGAUGAUAUUCAGGGAACAGCUUCUGUGGUUCUUGCUGGCCUUAUUGCAGCACAAACACUACUUGGUGGUUCAUUGGCAGAUCACACUUACCUUUUCCUGGGUGCUGGAGAGGCUGGGACAGGUAUCGCUGAACUUAUAGCUCUUGAGAUCUCACGUCAGACGAAAGCUCCUAUAGAGGAGUGCCGCAAGAAAAUCUGGCUUGUUGAUUCAAAGGGCUUGAUUGUCAAUACACGAAAGGAGUCCCUUCAACACUUCAAGAAACCAUGGGCUCAUGAGCAUAAACCAGUCAACAACCUCUUAGAUGCUGUUAACGCUAUCAAACCAACAGUGUUGAUUGGCACAUCCGGGAAGGGGCAAACUUUCACAAAAGACGUUGUUGAAGCGAUAUCCUCAUUUAACGAGAGACCAAUCAUUCUUGCCCUUUCGAACCCAACGUCGCAAGCUGAAUGCACAGCUGAGCAAGCUUACACAUGGAGCAAGGGCCAAGCAGUGUUUGCAACUGGGAGUCCAUUUGAUCCUGUGGAGUACAAUGGAAAGAUACAUGUUCCCGGACAGGCAAACAAUGCCUAUAUCUUCCCAGGGUUUGGCCUUGGUGUGGUGAUGUCUGGGGCUAUCCGCGUUCAUGAUGACAUGCUUCUAGCAGCAUCGGAGGCUCUGGCCCAGCAGGUCACAGAAGGAAAUUUUGAAAAGGGGCUCAUUUAUCCUCCCUUCUCAAACAUCAGGAAGAUCUCUGCCCACAUUGCAGCCAACGUUGCAGCAAAGGCAUAUGAACUUGGUUUGGCAAGCAGGCGCCCUCGGCCAAAGGACCUGGUGAAAUUUGCAGAGAGCUGCAUGUACAGCCCCAUUUACCGCAACUACCGUUGA
Miscanthus lutarioriparius is the source of this 1782-nucleotide messenger RNA. The record is from the annotation of a GenBank genome assembly. NCBI's taxonomy places the organism in Eukaryota, Viridiplantae, Streptophyta, Magnoliopsida, Poales, Poaceae.